Tigriopus californicus is the source of this 2593-nucleotide messenger RNA. RefSeq names its product E3 ubiquitin-protein ligase MGRN1-like (gene Mrgn1). Bases 171 to 2249 code for a protein of 692 amino acids. Lineage: Eukaryota; Metazoa; Arthropoda; Copepoda; Harpacticoida; Harpacticidae. Gene Ontology annotation, molecular function: ubiquitin protein ligase activity. Gene Ontology annotation, biological process: protein ubiquitination. The record is from RefSeq and is a predicted model, not a curated record. The transcript has a single exon. Gene Ontology annotation, cellular component: cytoplasm.
UCAAGUGUCAAGCCAGAUCAGUGGAGCAUCUCCAGUAUCUCCAGCAUCUUCAGCAUCUGUCGUAUCGGGGAUUGCACUUCAAUCUCAAGGCCGUGUAACGGAUUGGCCACAACUUCAUCUUGUGAUCGCCAUUCUUGAACCCGGAGUGGUCCCCGGGUUCAGCCGUCAAUAUGGGGCAAACCUGGAGUCGAAGCGGUCGUGAUCAUCGACGCGAAGGGGAUCCGGACCCCAGUGGCGUGUCGGGCGGUGGGCAGCACUACCGUUACCCGGGCAAACACGGCCAUCCCUUCUUCGCUUCACAUUUUAUCAUGGGCGGUGAGAAAUUCGAUUCGCCCCAACCCGAGUCGUUUCUCUUCGGCGAGAACCAGGAUCUCAAUCUCUUGGGUGGGCGGGCUGUGUCGUUUCCGUACCCGCCCCCGGCGGCCAACGAGGCCACCAAAACGCUGAAAAGUCAGAUCAAUAUCCGAAAAGACUCGGUUCACUUGGUUUUGGUGCCUUCGAGUGGGGACACGAGUCAGACCGAAGCCACGCCCCUGCCGCCCUUGCCGGAAACGCCCAGUGAGUCGGAGACCGAUGCCGAGAAUCCGCCCUUACGGCUGAUGGUGGAGUCGGCGGCCGCGAGUAAGAAGCGAUAUCGCGUUCAGUUCACGUUCGAUUCGGACGUGCGAUGCGAGAUCACCAUCUAUUAUUUUUGUCGGGAGGAGAAUCACGCCCAGGGCGUGACUUACGUACCCAAAAGGAGCACGCUUCGCUCGCCCACUUAUACUUACAAUCGAGGGGCGGCUCAAGUUUUCAAUCAGGCCGAUCAUUUGUUUUGUCCGGCCGAUUGCCAAGACGAGCUUUUUUUGGCCGCUGAAGAUCCCGAACUCUUGGGUGUGGCCAUCCAGUGCGUCUCAUUAGAGGGUGAGACGCCUCGUACCUCUCAUGCCACUGUGGCUUCCAUUGAGGCUAAUGCCGAUGCCACGCACUUCAUCAUCAAGAAUCUCAAGCAAAAGUUGUUCGUGGACGGAUUGAGCUACUUGCUCCAAGAGAUCUACGGGUUGGAGAAUAAGAGUCUGGAUGUGAAUCAGCAUUCGGAUGACGACGAUGACGAUUGUGGGGCGGAAUGCGUGGUUUGCAUGUGCGACUUGCGUGACACGAUCAUUUUGCCCUGUCGUCACUUGUGUUUGUGCAAUGCGUGUGCUGAUAGCUUGCGUUAUCAGGCCAACAACUGCCCGAUUUGUCGGGCUCCUUUUCGCGCUUUGCUCCAGAUCCGAGCCGUCCAGAAGAUCGGUCAAGUCACUCAUCCAGCCUUGCCCGAUCCAGAUCAAUCUCAGGAGGGCGUGCCACCCGGUUACCAAUGUGUGAGUCUCGUUGAAGCCCUGAAUGGACCGGUCAAUAUGUCAUCGGCCCCGUCUUCCCAGACAGCCGUAACAGCCACCACGGGCAAGUCCCCCGACAAGGCUGUGACCUCGAAAUCACGGAAGGGCAGUCGAACGGGGCGACGGUCUUCCGCUCCACGGUCUGCCUCGGGGGAAGGUCGAGCCCACUCACCACCCAGGAUUGAAUCUGAGGCUAUGACCGCUGAAGGUGAGGCUGAAACUCUGUCUUCCGGCGAAACAGCCGCGACGACAAAGAUACCACCCAAACUUUGCAUUGAAAGUGAGGUCACGCUUCGAAAGUCUCCUUCCAAACGGAGCUUCAAGGGUGAUGCCUCUAAUCCAUCCUUGGAUCUAGUGGAUGAAGAGCUGGCUAACAUGAGCCUGGGACAAAGUUCACUGCAAACCAAAGACAACGCAGGUCCUCAGCCUUUGAUCCAAGAUAUUGAAGAUGAAGAAAUCGAGGAGGGGGAGGAGGAGGAGGAAGACGUACAUCAAAAGAUGUUGGCCCAACCGGAAGACGUGGACGACGACGAUGAGGAUGAUGAUUUUGACGACGCCGAAGACGAUGUCCAAGUCGAAGGUCUGGAUAAUUACGUGGACAAUGACGAUGCGGUGGUCGUGAAUAUUGCCUCCACCAAGCCUAUACGAUUGUCAGCACCUGGAACACCAACGUCCUCGGUCAGUUUCAGGUCCUCUCAGGACAGUUCGUCCUCGUCCUCAUCUUCCUCCACGAAACAACUACUUCCCACGACUACAACUAUCGCAGUUGCUGGACCCACACCAUCUUCAGGAGUUACUCGAAGUCGCCCGAAUGUUGUCGUGAAGUUGAGCCGGGGACAGAAUCCCGAAGAGGAUAGGGAAGGUGAUGAAGAGGACGAAUUUGUUUAAAAGAGGCAUGUGGAAUGAAUCCAGCACAUACAUAACAUUGUACCGGUAUUAUUUUCAGUUUAUCUCGUCUAAAGUGAUAACUUUGGCGAAGGCAUUGGGAGCAUUAAAAGUCAUGUCUUGAAAUCAAUUAAGACAUACGGUAGUUGCAACUGGCCAAGGUGCAUCGAUUCCGCGGUGGUUGCGCACACUUUGCAUUAUUAGAAAUCUGUCCUAAAUGUAGUUUGUUUAUUCAGAGAUUUGAUAAACUCAUCGUAUGUAAGGUACGCCAUGAGAUGUCAAUUAUUUUUACCCUUUAUCAUUGAUGUAAUGUUUUCUCAAAUAAAGAUUCCUAUCAAUUGUCUCGA